This is a messenger RNA of Protobothrops mucrosquamatus (brown spotted pit viper), 1006 nucleotides long. Its product is annotated as C-factor. NCBI's taxonomy places the organism in Eukaryota, Metazoa, Chordata, Lepidosauria, Squamata, Viperidae. The record is from RefSeq and is a predicted model, not a curated record.
ACGCGGAUGAUCCAUCCAGCGUCAAGGCUGCCGCAGCCAAAGUUACAGAAUGCCUAAAAGGGGCUGGAUUGAACCUCCUGGUUAAUAAUGCAGGGAUUGUAAAUAUUAGCAGCCUGGAGACUGAAACACCAGAGAGCAUGGCUAACACCUACAGAACCAACGUGAUUGGGCCCAUGAUAGUCGUCCAGGUGUUCAUUCCUUUGCUGAGGAAGGCAGCUCAAGGAAGUCCCCUGAAAGGCAUGAGCUGCAGCAAAGCGGCCAUUGUCAACAUUUCCAGUGAAGCAGGUUCCAUCACAAAUGUCCUUGAAUGGCAGCGGGGCCAUGUCAUUGCUUAUCGCUGUAGUAAGUGUGCUCUGAAUAUGCUCUCUAAAUGCCAGUCCUUGCAUCUUGCCAAAGAUGAGAUUUUGUGUGUUGCGUUGCACCCUGGAUGGGUACAGACUGACAUGGGAAAUGUAAUGGGAACACCCCCACUGACAAUGGAGCAGAGUUUGCAAGCUAUUCUGAACACCCUUGGCCGUCUCUCUGAGAAAAAUACUGGCACAUUUGUGAACUGGGAAGGGAAUCUUGUUCCCCUGUGAGACAAUCAAGAUUCUGUUCUCAUUAAAGGCAAUGCAGAUUUCCAUCUUCAGUGCUUAUUAUAUCCUGCUCUGCUGCAUGUGCUCCAAGUCUCCCUUGCUUCAGUUAAUCUGUCUGGUGCCCAUAAAACCUUGCUCAGCCAGGCUCUUUCAGGCCGUAGGUCCCAAUGAUUGGUCUGAAUACUUCUGGAUGGCAGCAGUUGCAAAGCAGCCAUUUUGUACUGGAGAAUUUUCUUCCAGAUCUCUAGAAUCUAAAGCAAUAUUGAAGCCCAAGAGGAUGACAUUUUCCCCAACUCCACAUCGGGGGAAAAUGAGUCUAGACGUAAACUGUAGUUCUCUUGCAAAAAGGCCAUCUGGAACAUUUUAUAGUUUUAAUAUGUUAAUCGAUUUUUAAGCCUGCUAUGCAUGAAAUAAAACUGAUUGAAACCGUU